Messenger RNA from Closterium sp. Yama58-4, 2400 nucleotides. NCBI's taxonomy places the organism in Eukaryota, Viridiplantae, Streptophyta, Zygnematophyceae, Desmidiales, Closteriaceae. The record is from the annotation of a GenBank genome assembly.
AUGUUUGCCGGCGCGCUGACGCAGCGACGGCUCGCCCGCCUGCUAGCCGUCGCCGCUGGUGUCUUCAUGCUGAUAGUCUUCGUCGCGCCGAAAGGACUGCUCGAGAGCCCCUGGAGUCCAGAAUCGUCGGACGAGAAGCUCAAGCACGAGGCGGACCGGCAGAUGGACGUGCUGACGGUGGCGGAUACCAACACGGGCAAGCGCCGCUUCGUCAUGGACCGCCUGCGCGCCACCUUCACGCGCAACACGUGGGGCUCUGACCGCCAGCGCAAGGCCGCCGCGGGGUUGCGCGACGCUUCCGCGGACGGCGCAGGCGGGGGAGGCGGAGGAGACGGGGGAGGGGUUGGCGGAGGGGUUGGCGGAGCGGGAGCGGGCGCGCGGCGCGCGGAGGAGGUGAAGCAGCCGGAGGAGGUGUCGGGGGAGAAGGUGGAGAGCCGGCAGAAGCCUCUACCGGUUAACUUGCCGGCCGUUAAGAAGAAGAAGCGGAUGGGACCUUUUAGCCGGCGGUCGGUACUGGAGAAGUCGGCGGAAGAGGCGCUUCAGGCGGGGCAGAUGGCGCUUCGGGAGAUGAACGCGGAGUUGGAGAGAUUAGAGACGUUGGAGCGCGAGGGGAAGAAGGACCCGCGCGCGGACGGCGCGGAUGCUGUCAAGGCGUGCCAGAGAGCUAUAGUGCUAACGGAGGGGGAUGAGGAACUCAAAAGCGGGGAUAUUAAGUUGCCCUGCGGGAUGCGCGUGGGAUCCGCGAUCACGGUAGUGGGCAUGGUCCCGUCCGCGCCUGCGGAAGCGGGGCGUGGGGAGGCGGCUCUGGGGCAAGGGGGGACAGGCGCGGGGGAGGUUGCGGCAGGGGGGAUGGGGAACAGUAGUGAAGGGUCUGCUCUGUCGUUUAUGCUGGAAAUACUGGGAGGGAACGACAAGCAUCCACAGCACCUUCUCCCUUUAUCCUUACCUGCUCUCACCCCUGUAAUGGGGCGGAAGCACGUGCAGCAGCAGCAUCCCGCCUUCACCCUCCUGCAUGCUCUUUCUUCCACGUCUCCCCUCUCCCCACUGCGGUUCACCUUCCCCCCACUCCCCUUCUCCUUCCCCCACUCCCCUUCUCCUUCCCCCCACUCCCCUUCUCCAUCUCCCCACCCCAAUCCCAUUCGUCAGGGCCUGGUGGUGUGGGGCGAGUCCGUGCGGUGCGAGGGGUUUGCCUCCACAUACCACGAGGAGCGAGUGGACGGGCAGAGGCGGUGUGAGAAGUGGUCGCGGGAGAGGGCGCGUACAGAGGAGGACCAGGAGCGCAUGGAUGGUGCUGAUGGCGCAGAUGCCACCCACCUGGACACGGAGAAGCUGUCAGGGUGGCAGCGACAGGUGAUGAAGCAGGCGGACAAGGAGGUGACGGAGGAGUGGCCCUUCCCCUUCCACGAGGAUCGUCUCUUUGUGCUUGUCGUGAGGGCUGGCUGGGAGGGCUUCCAUGUGUCGGUGGAUGGCAACCACGUGGCCUCCUUCCAGUACCGCUCUGGCAACCCGCUAGAGGAGGCGACAGCAGUGGCCAUCAGCGGGGCCAUCCAUCUCAAGUCAUUUGUCGCCACGUCGCUGCCGCUCUCCCCUCCGCUCCGCACGGCGGACCUGGAGGCCAGCGAGUCCCUCAAGGCGCCCGUUGUGAGGAGAGACGCCAACGUGAGCAUGUUCAUUGGGAUCCUGUCGGCCACCAACCACUUUGCCGAGCGGACAGCUGUGCGCAAGACGUGGCUGCAGCACCCGCAGAUUCGCAGCGGGGAGGUGGUGGCGCGAUUCUUCCUUGCUCUGCACCCCAGCAUCCAGGUGAACGUGGAGGUGCACAAGGAGGCCGCUUUGUACGGCGACAUGGUUGUGCUGCCGUUUGUUGACCGUUAUGACCUCGUGGUGCUCAAGACCAUCGCCAUCUGCGAGUACGGGCUGCGCAACGUAUCAACCAACUACAUAAUGAAGGUGGACGACGACAACUUUGUGCGGCUGGACGCCGUGUUUGACGAGAUCCGAUUCGCCAACCACGCGAGUGGGCUGUACAUGGGCAACAUCAACGAGUUCCACAAGCCGUUGCGUGAAGGCAAAUGGGCCGUGUCUGAAGAGGAGUGGCCGGAGACCAACUACCCACCGUAUGCCAACGGGCCGGGGUACAUCAUCACGCGGGACAUUGCCAGCUUCAUCGUGCGCAUGAAGGAGUACAAGAUGCUCCGGAUAUUCAAGAUGGAGGACGUGAGCAUGGGCAUGUGGGUGGUGCAGUACGGCAUCAACAACACCAUCCACUACAUCCACAACUGGCGCUUCUGCCAGUUCGGCUGCAUGGACGACUACCUCACCGCGCACUACCAGUCGCCGCGCCAGAUGCUCUGCAUGUGGACCAAGCUGUCCCGAGGGGAGGCCCGCUGCUGUACCUAG